Molecule: messenger RNA, 720 nt
Organism: Debaryomyces hansenii CBS767
Lineage: Eukaryota; Fungi; Ascomycota; Pichiomycetes; Serinales; Debaryomycetaceae
Exons: 1
Coding region: 1-720 (239 amino acids)
Source: RefSeq, a predicted model, not a curated record
AUGAUGAAGAGUGAAAAUUUAAAUAAUCCAUGGAAGCUUCAGUAUGAUGAGGUGUUGGAACAAUAUCACUAUAUCAACGUGAUAGAUAAUACGAUCACAUUCGAUUUACCGUGCGAGGUUCACUAUACACCCGAGUUAAUAAGGCCGAGAUCGAUAUUUCACAAGAAGAAAAGAGCCAGUUCGUCGUGGAUGCUGGGGCUGGAAAUGUGUAAGCAGACGAGUUGGGGGUCGUCGGACAGUUCGUUGCUGGAGACGUCAAAGAAGAAGACGUUGUUGGCGAAAUUGGGGUCUGUAUUGAGGUAUAGACACCGGUCGGAGGUAGCGGAAGCCGAUGUAAUUGCCGCAAGAGACACAGAUGAGCAGUCGGGUAUCGCAGAAGAGAGCGACGAUGAAAUGAGCGACGUUAACAAUUAUAACUACGACCGAACAAUGGGAGCGUCUACUGACUCGUUCAGGGACGUGAACAGUAUGAUCAGUGGGCUUGAUGACGCAUAUCUUUUAGAUAAGUCCACCAAUUCAAAGAAUUUUGCUGGAACUUCAGUCGUCAACGAUGCGGACUACGAAUCGUUCAGUUCGAACAGUUCAAGCAAUUCAAUUCAUUCUUAUUACUCUAAUUUGCCAUAUGAAUAUGAGGAAAUUGACGGGUCUGAGCUUGAUUACGACAAGGAAAGGGAAAGGUAUGAAUUGAGAUUACAAUUCAGGGAAGAAUUGGAAAUUUAA